AGGAGUGAAGCAGACGGCAGUGAAGAUCAGUCGCGGGGGAGUGAGGAGUUCGCCGUGGCUUCCAGCGCAGUGUCCUGAGUCUGGGAAUUGAAAGAAUCUCUGCCAGUUUAUAGACUGAUGUCUGGUUCUGCGCAUAGUCAGAUUGUAUUCAGACGCAAGUGAAAAAAACCUUUUAAAUUAAAGUGUUUCACGGAGAGAAGAGAAGUCACUUUUCAGCAUAUGAAUGUGUCCCAUCUUGAAAUGUCUGGAUCGUACUGCAAAAGUUUAUAUGCCUUCAGUGGAGAGCAACACCAGCAAGGACUGAGGUUUGAAGUCGGGGAAAUUAUUAAAAUAACGCAGACACUGUCUGAAGGUUGGUGGGAAGGUGAGAAAGAUGGAGUUACCGGAUGGUUUCCUGCAAGUUACGUCCAGGUUUUAGAGAAGUCGACAUCAAUAAGCCCCCUGCCAGGAGACAGUCCCCUCCCCCAAGGCUGGAAGUGCUACUUGUCUCCCCAGGGACGCAGAUAUUAUGUGAACACCGCUAGCAAUGAAACAACAUGGGAACGACCUCUGGAUGCCCCUGGAACCCCAACUAAUUCAAUCAGACACAAGAACUCCACACCUGCAGUGAAUGGCUUUCACAACUCUGGAAGUCCUACAGCCCACUUCGAACCUCAGCAUGGAGGAGUACGGAAAGCCAGCUCGGACCAACAGAGCCCAGGGUCCAACUCACCGAGCAGGAGACAGAACAAGGAGACCACGAUUACAAUCAACUGUGUUACCUUUCCCAUGCCGAUGAAUAUGCCAGAGCAACAGCUGCUGAAACCCAAUGAGUGGAGCUACUGUGAUUAUUUCUGGACUGACAAGAAGGACCCCCAGGGAACAGCCUCUGUCUCGGGGUUUGAGGUUCUACUGCAGAAACAGCUUAAGGGAAAACAAAUGCAGAAAGAGAUGGCAGAGUUUUGCCGCGAAAGAAUAAAGAUUGAGGAAGAAUAUGCGAAGAACCUUUCCAAACUUUCACAGAUUCCAUUAGCUGCACAAGAAGAAGGAACACUUGGAGAAGCUUGGGCACAGCUGAAGAAAAGCCUGUCGGAUGAAGCAGAAGUUCACUUGAAGUUCUCAUCUAAGCUCCAUAGUGAGGUGGAGAAACCCCUCCUCACGUUCCGGGAUAACUUCAAGAAGGACAUGAAGAAGUACGACCACCACAUUGCUGACCUGCGAAAGCAGCUGGCCAGCCGAUGUGCUUCGGUGGAGAAGGCUCGCAAAGCACUAGCAGACAGACAAAAGGACCUGGAGAUGAAAACCCAGCAGCUGGAGAUCAAGCUCAGCAAUAAGACAGAGGAGGACAUCAAGAAGGCAAGACGGAAAUCAACACAAGCAGGCGAUGACCUUAUGCGCUGUGUUGAUCUUUACAAUCAGUCCCAGUCCAAAUGGUUUGAGGAGAUGGUGACCAGCAGCCUGGAACUGGAAAGACUGGAGGUUGAACGUGUGGAGAUGAUACGGCAGCUUCUUUGCCAGUACACAACUCUGCGGCAUGAGACAGACAUGUUUAACCAAAGUACCGUGGAGCCUGUGGAUCAGCUGCUUCAGAAGGUGGACCCAGCCAAAGACAGGGAGCUGUGGGUGAAGGACAACAAAACUGGAGAAGUGCGACCUGUGGACAUGGAGCUAUAGAAGUGGGGGCUGCAGCUCAGCUCGAAAUCCUCCGACCCUCCUGUCAUAUAAGAACAUUCCAAACUCAGAGCAUGAGACUGUUAUGGCCAACACUGCUAAAUAUUUGGUUAGCGUACCAUCCUCUGUACACCUCAGUGCGUAAUGUAACAGUCAUUUCACAUGAGGUUUCACCAUAUCUCUUAAAAGCAUCAGGAAAAUAAAAAUCCAUCAUCAAAGAAGAAUAACAUGCAUAAGCUUUAAGGUAUAAGUUAAAAUACAUUUUCAUUAGUAACACUUUAUUUUAUGCUUAACAUUCAUGAUCUUAUUUAUUAGUGAUUAAUUAGCAAGGUAAUUACACCAUAAUCCAAAGGUAUUUUGUAGUUUUAACACUGACAACUUCAUUGUGAAUAGUUGUGUCUGCUGAUAUGUUUUUAGGAGCUUUUAAUACCCAAGACUAGUGAAAACUUAGUUCUCGUAAAGAGUUCAGCUAAUAAUGUCCAGUCAGUAUUUUUGCAGUGACUCAAUUAGCAGUCUUUACAUUACUGGACUGCAUACAUAGAAAGGGCUUAAUUAAAGACAAGCAGAGGAAUCUCAUGUCAGUCCCUCUAAUAUAUAAUCUCUCAAUGAUUAUUCUGAAUGGUUGAAGAGAAGAUGAUAAUUCUCAUGAAAGCCAUGGCUGACAACAUAGUGAUGCACGUUUGGUAGCCGCCUAUGGGCUAUGCAGCCCCAAGUGCCUUGUCUCCGAAAGUCCUGAAGGUAACAUAAGUGUACCCUUUUAUGACUCUUGUCAUGGUUUUUUCAUCUGAAGGCAAGGUAGGUGCUGCCCCUAGUGGUGCAGAUUUCACCAGAACUUCAUACAAGGGGCUUGAUUCCCAUCCUCUUUGCCCUCCCAAAAGUCAAAUGUAGGUCCCAUAAUAUUUUAGCACUGUCUGAUCAUUUACAAACAGCAGCACAUUUGUUCUUGUUCGACUAGUAUAAAUUGAAUGACUUCCUUAUAGCAGAGCGAUGCAGCAUCUUUGUAGACUAUUAAUAGACUGUCACUCCCUCCAUGUUAUGUAUUCAGCCAUCUGAAUUCAAUUUAUAUAUAGACAUAAAUUUAAUUUAUCUCACAUUUGUAUCAUCUGUUAACCUAUCUAUCCAUUUCCCUUGAAAUAGGUAUACUUGCUAAUUAUUCACAAAUGAUAAUUAUAUUUUUAUGAUUAUGUGUUAUAUCUAAAAUAAAGUGUUAGCUAUCUAUAGUAUUUUUAUUUAUAUUUUUUUCUGAUGUUAGAAAUUGAAGUAGAAAAGUUAUAUUAUGUUAAAUAUAAUUAUCAUCCAGUGCCUUGGAAAUGGAAGAGAUGAGAACAGAUUUCAUACACACUCAGUUCAUCACGUAACAUAUAAUAUCCUUAUUCAUGUGAUUGGAACAUAGUGUGCAUAGACAUAGAGGCAUACCUGUUGAUUCUAUGUUGGACAAACACACACACACACACACACACACACACAAAAGACAGAUAUGUAAUGGUAUAUUAAAUAUUUUUCAUGUAGACUUUGUAGAUUUUGAGAAAUAAUAUAUAUGGGAAAGUGCAUUUUAUUGAAGAAAUGUAAAAAUAAAAAUCUAAUUAAAUUGCAGAUCCUGAACAUUAGAAUUAUAUUUAAAUUUUAUCCUAAAUGUCUGUGCCCACUAAAUCUGAAGCUGAUGUUAUGAUAUAAAUGUACUUGUAAGAGAGGUAAAUGUGAUAGUUUUUUUACAUGGGUACAAAUAGCUUGUGCUAUUUGUACAAAAAAGAUAAAACCUCUAUUUUAGGAAGCCUCAUUAUACAAACACAAUUGCAUUAAUUACUCAGAUUCAGGGAAAUAUCUGUCAGAACACGUGUUAAUUCCACAUCACAGUUACACCAUUAAUAUAGAUAAAACAGUAACAUUAUGAUGAUAAUAAUAAUAAUAAUAUAUGUUUGGUGCAGAUAGCAUAUAUACAUCAGAAUGGGAAGUCCUUAUUGUCUUUGGAAAACUUCAUUCUCAUUUAUCAUAUUAUUUUCAAGGGAUUUCACCAUUAGACACUGUACAUGGAAAAAUGGUUGCAAUUCAUUUAUCCCAUUAGACAUCUUAUGAUUUUUAGUUUCGGAGUCCGCUAUAGUCCGAAUGCCAGGGUCAGAUUUACGCAAUCUAACUAUGGUUUUAGUGCAGGACGUUUAUAUUGCUAUAAAUCAUGAAGAUGGCAUGUAACCUGUUGUUCACAGAAGAGUUCCAUAUGCUGCCUGUAGGAUCAGCUCAGUCAGAUGAUGACCUUUUCACUAUGUACACCUCAUAGUGCCUAUAUAGGUGAAAACAUGAGAAAUAAUCCUUGUACUGCUGCCCUUAUUCCAUUUAUGAUUUGUGUGUGCGUGUGUGUGCGUGCGUGUGUGUGUGUGUUUGCGUGUGUUGUUUUUUGUAAACACACAUUUUUCAGAAGCAUAAUCUUGAAAACCUUGUGCACUCAAACAGCAACACAUUCCUGCCAUAAUAUUGAAACCGUUUAAUGGGUCCUUAAAGAUAAAUAAAUUAUAUGCAAGCAUUUGGUAAAAGACCUGCUUGAUUUGGUAUGUUUCACAUAAGAUUUUCAGUAACUGAACUUUCUUAUAUAUUAACUUUGACAUCUGAGAAAAGUACAUAACCAAGUGUUUUUUCGUGUCCAAGUGUAGAACAAUAUGGCCUGUUUCUCUAAAGUACCUAGAGGCUAUCAGUUAUAGGCUAGAGGUGUCUCGUGAAGUUGCAUACGUCAUCAUGCAUGUCAGGGAUCUUUGCAUGGCAUGUUAAGAAUACAAUUAAAAAUAUACUAUAUUUGUGUUUUUAUUUCUUCUUAUAACUGGAUAGAGUGAUUUUUAUGGUUACAGUAGGUCAUGGGGAAUUUGAGUGAAAGUGUGAUUUAUUAAAAUGUGUUAAUUGUCAAUUUGUAUGUUUUUAUAAUGAAAAGGGGUUUUAUUUUCUUGCCGGAAAGCAAAAUUUCACCUGCCAUAGUGUGGAAAUCCAGAAUGGCAUCUGGCAUUUUUAUGAGCUGUAUGUACAUUUAUAAAACAUAUUUAGAAGUUUCCUGCAAAUUGACAGCCAAACUUUACCCAAAAUAACAGAGGUACAGAUAAUAUAUUAAACUUUUUUUUAAUGCAAUGCAUAUUUUUAUACAAAUAUAAUUACAUGUAACACUGUUUUUCAUUAUUCUGAAUUAACUGGAUAACAAUUUCAACAGAAGUGUAUGUUUCACAGCUUGAUUUUUUUUUUCAUUGAAUUACUUAUUUACUGAUGUACAUGGUGUUACUGUUUCAUAUUGAUACCUAUAUGUUGUGCGAAGUGUAAUAUGGCAAAAUCGUUCAGUUAUAUAACUAGAACAUUUUUGCUUUUUUAUUGUAAAUGGAAGUAUACCUGCUCGUCAGUGACAGUUUUGCGUUAAUAUAAAAACCGAUUAAACUGGAUGUAAAUUUUU
Brienomyrus brachyistius is the source of this 5068-nucleotide messenger RNA. RefSeq names its product growth arrest-specific 7b (gene gas7b). Bases 220 to 1653 code for a protein of 477 amino acids. NCBI's taxonomy places the organism in Eukaryota, Metazoa, Chordata, Actinopteri, Osteoglossiformes, Mormyridae. Gene Ontology annotation, molecular function: actin filament binding. Gene Ontology annotation, cellular component: plasma membrane; cytoplasm; actin filament. Gene Ontology annotation, biological process: actin filament polymerization; neuron projection morphogenesis. The record is from RefSeq and is a predicted model, not a curated record. The transcript has 14 exons.